AUGCUGUCUACGGAUAAGCCUGUGAUGCCACGCCUUGCAGCGUUGCUUGCCUGCCUUGUACUGGGAUAUAUGCUAUGGGGCGCCGUAUACAAUCUAUUCGUUAAUCCUCUUCGCAAGGUUCCAGGCCCAAUACUGUGGGCGAUCUCACCCCUUCCCCAUGCUAUUAUGCACUGUUCCGGGACGCCUCAUAAAAAGAUUCGUGCGUUGCACCAAAAGUAUGGUGAUGUCGUUCGUACGGGACCCAACUCAGUUUCUUUACUCAAUCAUGACGCCUGGAGGCAAGUGUAUGGCCAUCGCAAGGUAGGACAGCCAGAAAACCUCAAGGAGACCUCGUACUUCCAAGCAGUCCCCCAUAGCCUUAUUGGCGCAGAUUCGGAGAACCAUUCUCGAGCUCGCCGGAUACUUGCCAAUGGGUUCUCUGCACAGAGCAUGAUCAAGCAAGAAUCUCUGAUGGGGGUUUACAUUGAUCUUUUCUUUGAGCGAUUGAGGGAACACUGUAUUAGCGGUAAGCCCGUUGACGUGGUUAAGUGGUACAACUACCUGACAUUCGACAUAAUUGGCGACUUGUCGUUCGGAGAGCCCUUCGGCUGCCUGAAAAAUUCGAAUUAUCACACUUGGGUUGCUAUGAUAUUUGAACAAUUCAAAGAGAUCCAGGUGUUGUCGCAGCUGCGACGAGCUUACCCAAGCCUGAAUGCCGCCAUCAACUCGAUACUUCAAACGUUCGCUGCGAAGAAAAUACGGGAGCACAAUGAGUUAGUUGAGAUCAAUGUCAAGAAGCGGCUGGCUUUACAGUCGGAACGACCUGACUUUAUGGACGCCAUGACUGCGCCAGGUCCAGAUGGCAAACAGAAAUUAUCUCUCGAAGAAGUGCAGGAUAACGUGAAUCUCUUGCUUAUAGCUGGUUCCGAAACGACUGCAACCACGCUAUGUGGCAUAACAUCCUUGCUGUGUGCAAACCCUCAAGUGCUGGCUAAACUUCGCGAUGAGGUCUUGUCGGCAUUUAGCACCGAGGCCGAAAUCACUCUUCUUAGUGUCCAGAGACUCAAAUACAUGACGGCAGUCAUUGACGAGAGUUUACGAAUCUAUCCUGCUGUGCCCACUGCCGUGCCACGUAUAAUCCACGAAAGUUCUAUAAUCUGCGGGGCAUAUCUUCCCCAGGGCACCCUGGCGGAUAUCUGGCAUUGGAAUAUGUACCACAGCGAAAGUCACUUCGCCUUGGCAGAGUCGUUCAUUCCCGAACGAUGGCUAGGCGAUCCACGGUUUGCAAGCGACAAAAAGGAUGCAUUUCAACCCUUUUCCUAUGGAGCACGGAACUGCCUGGGCAGGAACCUUGCGUACGCAGAGAUGAGACUAAUUCUGGCAAGGCUCAUUUGGAACUACGAUAUCUCAUUAGUCAACGAAGCAGAUAAAGACUGGGUUAAGGACCAGCGGAUGUGGCUCUUGUGGGAUAAGCCGUCCUUGAACAUACACCUUGAACCCCGUAAGGACCAGUGA
This is a messenger RNA of Daldinia vernicosa, 1494 nucleotides long. RefSeq names its product cytochrome P450 monooxygenase. Lineage: Eukaryota; Fungi; Ascomycota; Sordariomycetes; Xylariales; Hypoxylaceae. The coding region runs from base 1 to 1494 and encodes 497 amino acids. Gene Ontology annotation, molecular function: heme binding; monooxygenase activity; iron ion binding. The record is from RefSeq and is a predicted model, not a curated record. The transcript is spliced from 6 exons.